Leguminivora glycinivorella is the source of this 2286-nucleotide messenger RNA. It is a transcript of the gene SCAR, whose product is annotated as wiskott-Aldrich syndrome protein family member 3-like. Gene Ontology annotation, molecular function: Arp2/3 complex binding; protein kinase A regulatory subunit binding; actin binding. Gene Ontology annotation, cellular component: cytoskeleton. Gene Ontology annotation, biological process: positive regulation of Arp2/3 complex-mediated actin nucleation; actin cytoskeleton organization. The record is from RefSeq and is a predicted model, not a curated record. Lineage: Eukaryota; Metazoa; Arthropoda; Insecta; Lepidoptera; Tortricidae.
AUUGCACGCUAAAUUAGUACGUAAGUACGUAAUAAUCAUGUAUUUUUGUUAAAAUUAACCAGAAGAUCGGCACAGGACCAAAAAGUUUAGAAAUUUAAGAGGGGAUUUCUCAUGUAGUUAAGAGAAAGGCAAAAUACUGGGUGAUCCGAUGUCAUGUAGUGUAGUGUAUAUCGUGUAAGAUUCUAAUUUACACAACUAAAAUAACUUAAUAAGUUCGUUAUUUCAACAAAAACUUAAUUUAAAGUCUCACAAGUGUUUUUAUAUUUUUGAAUUUCAGCCAUGUCAGCAAAUAAAAUUGUCAGCUGCGCCGGUGGCAAGUUUUGGAACUACAUGUGUUUUUUUUUUUAAUUCGACGCUGCCAUUUUCGUUUUGUGGCACGGCUAGGCGGCGGUUUUAGCGUAAAAAUUAUUGAAUAGCUGGCAUUUAUAUAAAAAGUGUUCCGAUCACUGUGUUUUGUGUUUGUUCGGCAGUUAACACUUGGAGCGCGAGAGACUUUUGCGCAAAUUGCGCCAAGUAAUUAUUGACUUCCUCGAGUGAAAAGGUGAUGGUAGUCCGGUAGUGCAGCAGCCAUGCCGCUGCCGAAGCGAUGCGUGGAGCCGGUGCACGUAUCGCGCGGCACCGUGCCGGAGCGGCUCGCCGUGCCGUCCGAGCUGGAGGCCGUCACCAACGGCACGCUGGCCAACACUGUGAGGCAAUUGUCGUCACUAUCGAAGCAUGCGGAGGACAUGUUUGGAGAGCUGACGCGAGAGGCGAGCAACCUCGCGGAGCGCACAAACGUGCUGCAGGCACGGAUAGACAGGCUCGCCAUCAAGGUCACGCAGCUCGACUCGGGGGUUGAGGAAGUGUCCCUUCAAGACAUCCAAAUGCGCAAGGCCUUCCGCUCUUCCCGAACAUUCCAGCAACAACUGUUCAGUCGCAACUCCAUGCCGACGGCCAUGUUGGCGACGUACGCGCGCUGCGACCGCCCGCCGCCGCUCGAGAGGCUCAACGAGUUCCGGGACGACGGCAGAGACGCGAGGAAAUUCUACACCGAUCCGGACUACUUCUUCGAGCUGUGGAGAAGAGAAAUGUUGCAAGAUACGGAGCGCAUUCAGCACGAUCGCGGGAAGAAGGUCCGCCAGCCCCGCAGCGGUAGCGGCGCCGACGGGCGCGGCGCGCGGCGCGUGAGGCCGCCGCACUCCACACGAGAAAGACAAAAGGCGGCAGCAGUGACGCGCGGCGAGCAUAUCAUGGCGCCGGCGCAACUGCGGCACUACAACAUCGAGCCGCAGCCGCCGCCGUUGCAGACGCAGCUCUCGCAGCAGUCCAUCCGGCAGGAGUCCGUCUAUGCAACGAGCGUUACCGACGGUGGCUACCGGGUGGGCAUGAACCGGCCGCCGUCGUCCCAGGCGGCGCGGCCGAAUUCCAUCGAGAUCGAGAACCACCAGAACCGACAGCCGAGGCUCACUGGGAACGGGCAUGUGAUGGUGGACGAGAGCCCGUACGGCUCGGUGGAGCCCAUCUACGGCGGCAGCGGCGCCGGCACCCCGCGCCGCCCGCGGCCCUCCGUGCCGCCGCCCGCGCCGCCGCAGGACACGCCCACCGGCCACACGCCCACCAGAUCGACUUUGCCCCCGCCACCGCCGCCGCCGGAAGGCACGACGUCGCCGCCGAUGAUGAACGGCGCGUCGCCGCCGCACCGCACCGCGCUCGACGCGCACCUCGACCACAUGCACGCAGUCAUUGGUAUGAUGUCGGACGCGGGCGCGGGAGUGCCGGUGGCCGCGCUGGCGCCGGCGCCGCUGCCGCCGCCCGCGCCGCCCGCGCCGCCGGCCAUGCCGCUGGCGCCGUCCCCGCCGGCCGGCGCAGGCGGCGAGGAGCGGCCGCGCGCGCCCUCCCGCUCGCUGCUGCGCGGCGCCUCCAACCUCAAGCCGCCGCGCCCCGCCGCCGAGCCCAAGGACGACCCGCGCUCUGACCUGCUCAAGGCCAUCCGCGACGGCAUAAAACUCCGCAAGGUGGACAAGCGCGGUGACGAAACGACAGGCCGCUACGACACACUGCGCGGCGCACCAGCCUUCCUCGACGUGGCGUCUAUCCUCGCGCGUCGCGUGGCCGUCGAGCUCAGCGACACCAGCUCCGGCGCUGACUCCGACUCUGACGACUCCGACCAGUGGACGACCGAGUCUCGCGCGUGACCCCGGGCUUCGCCACGCCGCGAGCCGCGCCUGCACCGGCCCCUCGACCCGUGCCCCGCCCCGGCGAAGCCCGAACACAAGCUGCCCGCACCCGCUACUGCACCCGCACCCG